CACAACGACGACGCAGUCCUCCUCCUGGAAGUCCAUGUCGACGACGAAUUUGUCGAGCCACUCCAGGCUCCAUCAUCACCACUUCGAACCGGGCAAAAAUGUCUCGGUGACGACCAUCAAUGUACCUCCACCUGUUACGAGUGACUUGCACGAUGGUAAAAACGUGUGUAAAUACGUGAGCGGUCAGAACGGCGUUACCGUCUCGGUCGUGUCGAGCUGUGACAAUAACAGUAGAAUAAACAGUAACAUCCACCAAAGCAGCAGCGGUGGCUGCGUCGCGAACGACGAUUGCGACAGCGACGGCGAAGUGAGUCGCAUCGAUUUUCGCGGAGUCAAUUUGCGCAGCAAGAAGAAACGCGAGAAUUCCGUGGGUCUUUGCGGCGACGACAAUGACUCCUCGAGCCAGUAUCAGCACCAACCCGAGAGGCCGAUGUCGUGGGAGGGUGAGCUUUCCGAUCAGGAGAUGUCGUCCAACACCAUCACCAAUCAAGAUCUCGAGGAGACGUCGAUGGAGGGUGUGCAAGUCUGCAGCACGAGUCCGGUCAUGGUGGAUCAAAAGUUUUCGAUCAAAACGGAGUCGGAUUUUCGCUCGACUUCCGGCAUACAUCAUCAGGCUCAAUCGACGACGAGCAAUGCGCUAAACGAGACUGUGGUCGGCGUCUCGCACGUUCAGCAGCUGCAUCAACCCCACCAUCACCAUCAGCAACAGCAGCAACAUCAACAAGCCCAAUCAGUUCCAAAGCAGCAGCAGCAGCAUCAACCGGUGCAACAGAGCGCGGAUCAAGCGCAGCAAAGCGAUUUGCCACUGCUGGUGGGUAAAUUGCUCGGAGGCUGCAACAGCUCUACGCCCAGUCACAGCCCCAUACUCGUACCGCGUCAUCAUCUGACCAAGCACAGUCACACGAGAUCUCAGGUUCCUUCUCCCGACUCGGCCAUCCACUCGGCCUACAGCGUCUUCAGCUCGCCGACUCAGUCGCCGCACGCGGCUCGUCACUCGGCCCUCGGCUCGGCCUCGCCCGUCCCCGGGGCCGGCGGUGGCGGCUGCGGCGGCGGUGGCUCCUCCUCGCUCUCUCUGUCGCGGCACAGCUUCAACAAUUCCUCCUCGUCGCUGUCGCUCUCCCUGUCGCACUCGCUCUCGCGCAACAACAGCGACGCCUCGAGCAGCUGCUACAGCUACGGCAGCCUGAGUCCGCCGACGCACUCGCCGAUUCAGCAGCGGCACGCCAUGCACCAGCAGAACGCGGCGGCCGCGCUCCAGCAGCACCUGCAGAAUCAGGCCGCGACGCAGCACGCCUACGGCUCGGCCGCGGCUGCCGCUUUGGCCGCUCAGGGCCUCGACGCUGCCUCGGCUGCGGCAGCGGCGGCGGCUUCGGGGGCCGACGUGCAUCUCGACGAUCAAGACGACGGCAGAUUGCCUUCGGCUCCGUCCGGUAUCUCGACCAGGCAGCAGCUCAUCAACAGUCCUUGUCCUAUAUGCGGCGACAAAAUAAGUGGCUUCCAUUACGGAAUCUUCUCGUGCGAGUCUUGUAAAGGUUUCUUCAAAAGGACCGUACAAAAUCGGAAAAACUACGUCUGUCUACGCGGUGCUGGUUGCCCCGUAACCGUGGCUACGCGCAAAAAGUGUCCGGCUUGUAGAUUCGACAAGUGCCUCAACAUGGGCAUGAAACUCGAGGCCAUUAGAGAGGACCGAACGCGAGGCGGACGAAGUACGUAUCAGUGUACUUACACGUUGCCAGCGAGUCUCAUGGGCAACGCCUCUGCCUCGUCCGCCGGUGUCCUGGCUCAAGGUGCCUUGAUCAAUGAAAAAAUGGGCCUCGCUAGUCCAAGCAGUCCCGCCUCCUCCUCCGAUCAUCAUUCGAGCAAGCAUCAUUCGCACAACCUCGUACCUGCGCUGCUUCAAGAAAUCAUGGACGUCGAGCAUCUGUGGCAUUAUAAUGACAACGAUCGAAUGAGCGGCAGUCAAAGCAUGGCCUCUCUUAGUCUCUCACAGUCUCUGACGAGUACGAGCUUGAAUGUCACAAACAGCAGUAUUGAUAUGCAUGACUCAUUUUCGUCAAACGGCUCAACCUCGACUAUAAUGGGAGGAACAAACGGCAAUCGUCUAGACUCAACUUCCUUGCCGUCAACGCGAGAACCGCGCCAAUCUUCCAACUCUAAUGGAAACUCUUCUCAUCAGCCAGAUUUUCUUUCGAAUCUCUGCAAUAUAGCCGAUCAUCGCUUAUAUAAAAUAGUCAAGUGGUGCAAAAGUUUGCCACUGUUCAAACAUAUUUCUAUUGACGAUCAAAUAUGCCUUCUGAUCAAUUCUUGGUGCGAACUCUUGCUUUUUUCAUGUUGCUUUAGGAGUAUGAGUACUCCUGGUGAAAUUAGAGUGUCUCUAGGAAAAAGUAUCACAUUAGAACAAGCUAAACAGCUUGGUUUAGCGACGUGCAUUGAACGUAUGCUUGCUUUCACCAAUAAUCUGAGACGAUUAAGGGUUGACCAGUACGAAUACGUUGGAAUGAAGGUGAUAGUGCUUUUAACUUCGGAUACGAAUGAAUUGAAGGAACCUGAAAAAGUGCGUGACUCGCAAGAAAAAGCUCUCCAAGCUUUACAAAAAUAUACUAAUGCAAAGUACCCAGAGAUGCCAGCUAAAUUUGGCGAGCUGUUACUACGUAUUCCCGAUUUGCAACGAACUUGUCAAGUGGGUAAAGAACUACUCAGUGCUAAGAGGGCAGAAGGAGAAGGCUGUUCUUUCAAUCUUCUUAUGGAGCUUUUACGCGGUGAUCACUAA
Trichogramma pretiosum is the source of this 2770-nucleotide messenger RNA. It is a transcript of the gene Hr39, whose product is annotated as nuclear hormone receptor FTZ-F1 beta. Lineage: Eukaryota; Metazoa; Arthropoda; Insecta; Hymenoptera; Trichogrammatidae. Gene Ontology annotation, cellular component: RNA polymerase II transcription regulator complex. The transcript has 8 exons. Gene Ontology annotation, biological process: hormone-mediated signaling pathway; regulation of transcription by RNA polymerase II; tissue development. Gene Ontology annotation, molecular function: zinc ion binding; RNA polymerase II cis-regulatory region sequence-specific DNA binding; nuclear receptor activity. The record is from RefSeq and is a predicted model, not a curated record. The coding region runs from base 35 to 2770 and encodes 911 amino acids.